Messenger RNA from Chondrus crispus (carragheen), 2391 nucleotides. RefSeq lists its product as hypothetical. The coding region runs from base 1 to 1257 and encodes 418 amino acids. Lineage: Eukaryota; Rhodophyta; Florideophyceae; Gigartinales; Gigartinaceae. The record is from RefSeq and is a predicted model, not a curated record. The transcript has 2 exons. Gene Ontology annotation, cellular component: nucleus; tRNA (m1A) methyltransferase complex. Gene Ontology annotation, biological process: tRNA methylation.
AUGAGUCCUGAUGAACAAAUCCAAGAGGACAACUGGGUCGUGCUUUCGGCGACUGAUGGAAAGAAGGUCCUCGGGCACGUGAGCAGAAACUCUUCGGCAAGAAUUGGGAAGCGAAAACGAAAAAUCGGUGCGCUGCUUGGUGCGAGAUGGGGAGAUUUGUUCGCCGUUCGCUCAGGCGAUCGCUUGGAACCUGUCGAAGAGGAGCAAUCUUUUAACGUGACAGCGGAAACAGAAAUGGGGACUGAACGAAACAACCAGUAUCUUGAAGACACUAACGAGAACCAGAAGCUGGAGCAAAGCACAAUACUUGCCAUGAAGGAGCAAGGAAUUGAAGGGGAACAACUUGUUCGCACGGUUGUCGAAAACUCACUGACAUUCCGCGGAAAGACGGCCUUCUCCCAGGAAAAGUAUAUCAAGCGGAAACGGGCGAAGUUUGACUUAAAGGUCAGGGUUUUGCGACCUACGGCGUUAACAUUAUGUGAAACGUACUUUGAGAGGUCUCCGGAAAAGACGAUGCACCUUCGCCCAGACGGGCUUGCGAUUUUGCUUGGAUACGCCGGUGUAAGGUCUGGAUGCCGAGCUCUUGUUUACGAAAAUUGCACCGGUUUGGUGACUGCGGCAGUGGCUGAAAGAAUAGAUGGUGUUGGAAAGGUUAUUAACAUUUUCUCGGGGACCACUCCGCCUGGCACUGAAGUGAUUCGAAUGCUCAACCUGGACAGCCUUCACACAAAAGCCAUUGUGCACACUCCAAUAGAGUUGCUGGGCAUGGUGGACGUCUCACAAUCAGAAGAUAACGAUCCUCUACGAUACGUCACAGUUGAGGACGCAAUUACAGAAAAAACGGGAACGAAGCAUGUUCCAAGCGCACGGCGAGCUGAAGCGAUUGCGAUGCGUGCGAAACGAGGGGAUGUCAAGUCAUGGAUUCGUGAUGGUUGUGAUUGCCUCAUUGUUGCAACUCGCUUCGAUGUUGUGCAAGUAUUUGAUGUUCUACUAAAGCAUUUGGCACCAUCUGGAUGCUUUGCCGCGUAUUGUAUGCAUUUGCAGGAUGCGGCAGAUCUGCAGUAUGCCCUUCAGCUAUCAAAAAUGGCCAUGCGGGUGGAGUUACUGGAAGUCUCUCUAGUCAAUCACCAGGUUCUUCCCGGUCGAUCUCACCCUGCUAUGACGGAUAGCGCCACUGGUGGAUACAUCGUGAGCGGGGUUAGGAUAGCCAUGCCCAGUGCGAUGGCAUCUUCAGAUAACGGAGAAAAGAGCAACUGACGGAUUUCCCUUCGGGGGAGACUGUUCCCUUCCCAUGUCGGCGUUGAGACGGUGAUUUACAACUCUGUCGGGUUGCAGAACUGUACGACUCCGUACUUUCCACACACAAGCCACUUUGAAUCCUCCGAUGAGGCUCGAUCAACGCUUUCUUGAGGCAUUCCACACCCUAAUUCGGCUUUCAGGGUUCGAAGAGCACAUACUGGUGCUGGAAAGUAGGACAAAAUAUCCGAGAAGGGGGUAUCAAGCUUCCAGUCGCGGUCUCCCAGGAGUCGCCUGUAGUUGGCAUCUCCCUUCACAAAGACAAGUUGUGAGCUGGACAUAUCGCUUCGCAAGUCGGCAGGCAUCUCCCACAUAGCCUGCGGUUGUACCCAAAAGAAGUUUUCAGUCAAAACCCAAGUGCCGUCAGCUACAUGUUGGGCCCACCGGUUUCCGAGUGCCACCACUGCAGCGACGUCUUCCCCUUUUGCGUUAGAUCGUCUUUGCAGGAACUCUAUAGUGUACAUGACGUCUUUGGCCAUAGCGUCGCUUACAAAAGUGGGAUGAGCUUUUAGUUGCAAGUGCACGACGGACGCGAAGCCUGAAUGUAUCAAAAAAUCUGCGAGGCAAAGGUCACAGAAAAGUUCGAACCCGGCAUUGUCGACGAUGAUAUCCAUGCGAGGUGCGUUCGGCAUGCGGUCGACAAAACUGGACAACCUGGCGACAUCGUUUGCCAGAAUCAUCUUUUGCCCGGCUUCAAGGACAAGAGCAAAGUUUUCCGAUGCGCGCUCCCCGCUGGACUUUUUUGGAUCAUUUCCCAUGAUGUUGCCAGUACCUUCGCCGCCGACAGGCCAAAGACUCAAGUCCAUGCGGUUGCCCCACAAAGCAGUGAGGACGAAGCCUUGAAAGUCGUUGAGUAAUUCGUGGCGCGAGCGGUUCUCUUCCGCUUUGAGGACAGCGUUGACGCGGCAGGCUAAUGUGGAAAUAGAAUCUAUCGCGCUGGAGAGGCCCAGCUCCUUCUGGAGGAUAAAAGGAUCGACCGGGGAUUGGAAGUAGUUGAGCGCGGACAUCAUUCUGCGAUACCUGAGCAUUUUCGAGCGACGUCAAGAACAAAAAUGAAACUGUUAGGGGCCAGAAAAGAGCUCUUCCUGAGGGUUA